UCCACACCGUCCCCACCCUUCCAUCCCUCCCUCUUGUCUCCCCCAAAUUCGCGAAUCCCCGCGCGGUCGCCCCUAGACUGUCACCGCGACCUGCGACCCAGUCGCCCAUACGUCAUCCUGCACCCCGUCCACCGCCCGCUCGACACUGUGAUAUUUCACAUGUUGCCCGCCAGAGCCCCGUCCACACGCUUUCCGCCCUUCGACAAGCCCCUGGCCGUGUGGGAAAAGAGAUACGCGGUCUGGUGA
Messenger RNA from Bipolaris zeicola 26-R-13, 246 nucleotides. RefSeq lists its product as uncharacterized. Lineage: Eukaryota; Fungi; Ascomycota; Dothideomycetes; Pleosporales; Pleosporaceae. The annotation marks the transcript as partial. The transcript has a single exon. The record is from RefSeq and is a predicted model, not a curated record.